Messenger RNA from Cavia porcellus (domestic guinea pig), 2327 nucleotides. RefSeq names its product decaprenyl diphosphate synthase subunit 1 (gene Pdss1). The record is from RefSeq and is a predicted model, not a curated record. Gene Ontology annotation, cellular component: mitochondrion; transferase complex. Lineage: Eukaryota; Metazoa; Chordata; Mammalia; Rodentia; Caviidae. Gene Ontology annotation, biological process: isoprenoid biosynthetic process; ubiquinone biosynthetic process. Gene Ontology annotation, molecular function: prenyltransferase activity. The transcript is spliced from 10 exons. Bases 54 to 1253 code for a protein of 399 amino acids.
GGGCCCGGGCCGGAGGCGGAGCCGCCGCCCGCCGCCACUUUCGGACUCGCGCCAUGGCCACGCGCUGGUGGCGGUGGCGGUGGCGGUGGCGGUGGCGGUGCGGCUGCUACUGGAGGCCGGCGGCGCGGAGUCCUAGGCCCGGCUUUCCCGGCAGUGCGGGGCUGCCCGGGCCGCGCGCCGCUGCCGACGCUCGCGCGCAGAUGUCAUAUUUUAAUCUUGUGAAGAGCAUAACAUCUGCCUUUCAAAAUGUGUAUGAGUUAUCACGGUUUCAUCACACAACCCCAGGGGUGUGCUGUCGUAGUAAAAUACAAAGUGGUGAACAAUAUACUGAUCCUUUUAAACUGGGUUGGAGAGACUUGAAAGAUCUAUAUGAAGAUAUUAAGAAGGAAUUGCUCAUAUCUACAACGGAACUUAAGGAAAUGUCUGAGUACUACUUUGAUGGAAAAGGAAAAGCCUUUCGACCAAUUAUUGUGGUGCUAAUGGCCCGAGCAUGUAACAUUCAUCAUAAUAACUCCCGAAACGUGCAUGCCAGCCAGCGUUCCAUAGCCUUAAUUGCAGAAAUGAUCCAUACUGCUACCCUGGUUCAUGAUGACGUCAUCGAUGAUGCAAGUUCUCGAAGAGGAAAACACACAGUUAACAAGAUCUGGGGUGAAAAGAAGGCUGUUCUUGCUGGAGAUUUAAUUCUUUCUGCAGCAUCAAUAGCUCUGGCACGGAUUGGAAACACUACUGUUAUAUCUAUUUUAACCCAAGUUAUUGAAGAUUUGGUGCGUGGUGAGUUUCUUCAACUGGGAUCCAAAGAAGAUGAGAGUGAGCGAUUCGCCCACUACCUGGAAAAGACCUUCAAGAAGACUGCGAGUCUGAUUGCCCACAGUUGUAAAGCAGUCUCUGUCCUGGGAUGCCCAGACCCAGCGGUGCAUGAGAUCGCUUAUCAAUAUGGAAGAAAUGUGGGAAUGGCUUUUCAGCUCAUAGAUGAUGUGCUGGACUUCACCUCAUGUUCCGAACAGAUGGGCAAACCGACAUCCACCGACCUGAAGCUCGGGUUAGCCACUGGCCCAGUCCUAUUUGCAUGCCGGCAGGUUCUAACCUCUCAAAAUUUUGAGGCUGAGGUGAGGAGUGAAAGGAGUGCAGUGAAUACAUGCCAAAUUCUGGCAAAAGUGUGUAAAAGCCGCCUUUACUAUAUUACAAGUGGAGAACAUUUUCUGUUUUGCCAUAAACCCACACAAGAAUCAUCAUCCAAAGCCAUGGAAAUGUAAAGGUAUGGUCCCACUUAGUGCCCUCAGAUACCAGUCAGUGAAGACAAGGAAAGAAGAGUGUGAAGGCUUCAUUCAGGGAGGCCCUGAAAUGACCAUAUUAGGAUGAUGAAGAAACAGGCGUUUCUCUAAAACGGCUUAUAAUCUACUAAAAAUUUUGGUUGCUAUGCUUUUAGCAAUCUCAGCAAUGAUUGGUAGUUCUUAUGAGCCUGUGAUUCUAACCAUUGAGUGCGCCCUAAACUAAGAUGAUUAGUUGAGAAUAGUGUGGCCUCAUCACUAGGAGUAAUGGCUCAUUCUGCGUUCAGACAUAGUGCACGGGAUGGCGGGGUUGGGGUGCAGGGCAGGCCCCUCCUGUACACCAAUCUGUUGGUAAUCUACAGUAGGCAGGAAAAUGCUGACGUGCAGGGGAUAGGACACAAGGAAAAGGAACAAUGAAGGGCUGCAGUGCCCUCAAACCACAACUGCGUGUGCUUCCCUGGGAAGUCCCAGGGUCAUAAGGCCUCUACUCAUUCUCACCAGACAGCACUUUUCCUCGCCCGUAAAGCAGUGGGGAAGAGAGAUUACAAAGGCACAGGGCAGCCUCACCCUCAAAAAGGGAACACUUGUUGAGGCCAAGCAGGAAGUGACUCCGGACAACACUUUAUUUCAUAAGCAGGCUGAUUUUUCUUUUUUUGUCUUCUGGCACAUGGGCCAAAAGUUAAUCAAGUAUGUAAUUAUUGUUAGGCAAAUAUGUAUUCAUAAAUUAUUUUCAAAUAAAACACCAAGUUUAUACUCUCCUGUGGGUUACAUUGUCAAAAAAAAAAAAAAAGGAUUCUUACCAAGAUUUAUUAGAAGUUAAAGUAAUUUUGGGUAAAGCAGUUCCAAAAAUAACAUUAAGAACUGCUGUGUAUCUUCAGUUAAUGAAAAUGUGUUCUAUAUAAUUUAUAAAGGAUUCUUUGACACUUUAUAUCUAAUCCUACAAUUCCCCUUUGUGGUAGAUAUUCUGAUGUCUAUUUUAUAAAUAAGAAGCUGCUGCUCAAGCCUGGCCAAAAUUAAACAUCUGGUAAAUGGCACAGAGGGCCAUUGACUGUUCCCAAA